Molecule: messenger RNA, 725 nt
Organism: Cariama cristata (Red-legged seriema)
Lineage: Eukaryota; Metazoa; Chordata; Aves; Cariamiformes; Cariamidae
Product: transmembrane protein 110
Exons: 7
Biological process (GO): activation of store-operated calcium channel activity
Cellular component (GO): membrane; cortical endoplasmic reticulum
Molecular function (GO): calcium channel regulator activity
Source: RefSeq, a predicted model, not a curated record
UAAAACGCUUCAGAGAACCAAAGCAUGAAAGACGUCCCUGGAGGAUAUGGUUUUUAGAUACUUCCAAGCAAGCCAUAGGGAUGUUGUUCAUCCACUUUGCAAAUGUCUAUUUAUCAGACCUUACAGAAGAAGACCCUUGUUCACUGUACCUUAUCAACUUCUUGUUAGAUGCCACAUUAGGAAUGCUGUUAAUCUACAUUGGUAUACGUGCAGUCAGCAGCAUUGUGGAGUGGCAGCAGUGGGAGUCCCUUCGCUUUGGUGAAUAUGGUGACCCACUGCAGUGCAGUGCUUGGGUAGGCCAAUGUACUCUGUACAUAAUGAUUAUGACAUUUGAGAAAACCAUCAUCAUUAUAGUGCUUCUUAUACCUCAGUGGAAAGAGGUGGCUUUAUUGAACCCUAUAGAGAACCCCCAGUUGGAGCUGGCUAUCGUCAUGCUGAUAGUUCCCUUCUUUGUUAACGCAUUAAUGUUCUGGGUAGUAGAUAAUUUUCUUAUGAAGAAAGGGAAGACAAAAGCUAAACUUGAAGAAAAGGAAGCAGGACAAGAUUCAAGAAAUGGAAGUAAAGUCCGAUACAGGAGAGCAGCAUCACAUGAAGAGUCAGAGUCAGAAAUCCUUAUUUCAGCAGAUGAUGAGAUGGAGGAAUCGGAUGCUGAAGAGGACCUGCGUAGACUGACCAACUUAAAGCCUAUUAAGAAAAAGAAGCAUCGUUUUGGUCUGCCUGUAUGA